GAUUACGAGAGAUUAACAAACCAUCUUUUUGGUAACUACAAUCGUGAAAGACGUCCUGUUUUAUAUGACACGGAUGUCGUGGAUGUUGUUGUCAAAUUUAAUUUGAUAUCCAUCAAUGAAUUACAAGAAAUUGAACAAACUUUGGUUACGUAUGGUUAUAUUGGAUUGUUUUGGAACGACUACUUUCUCUCAUGGAAUUUUACUGAGUAUGAUAUAGAAUACUUGGUUGUUCAACAAAGCAAAGUAUGGAUACCUGACGUUGUCGUAGGAAAUUCUGUGAAGCAAACGAAUACUCUUGGAUUUAAAGAACAUCUCCUUCGUAUCACUUCGGAUGGCAAUGUUAUGUGGUACCCGACGAUGGUGUUCUCAAGCGCUUGUGAUGUAAGUAUCAGAUACUAUCCAUUUGAUACGCAAACUUGCAUCAUACAACUAGAAACCUCCACAUACCAAAACUCAGAAAUCACAUUUACGAUAGAGGAAGAGAUUGUAGACUUGUCUGAAUUCAGUCCAAAUGGAAAAUGGAAUUUAGUAUCAACCGCUGUUAAAAGGGGAAAUUCAAUCUACAAGGAUAUCGCCAACAUUCAAUUGACAAUGAAAAGAAGAUCGGCAUUUUAUGUCUUGAAUGUCAUACUACCUAUCAUUCUGUUGUCAUAUAUGGGAUCUUUGGUAUUUGUAUUACCAGCUGACUCUGGUGAGAAAAUGUCGUUGGCUGUCACAAUUCUCCUAGCCUAUGUGUUGUUUCUAACUUUAAUAUCGGACAACAUGCCACAAACAUCUUUACAGACAUCUAUAUUAGCUGUUUAUCUUAGCAUAUUGGUUGCAAUGAGUACAUCGUCUGUGGUAUUUACAUCUCUGGUCCUGCGUUUCUAUCAUAAAAGU
Lottia gigantea (owl limpet) is the source of this 879-nucleotide messenger RNA. RefSeq lists its product as hypothetical. The record is from RefSeq and is a predicted model, not a curated record. The annotation marks the transcript as partial. Gene Ontology annotation, cellular component: neuron projection; membrane; synapse. Lineage: Eukaryota; Metazoa; Mollusca; Gastropoda; Lottiidae. The transcript has a single exon. Gene Ontology annotation, molecular function: neurotransmitter receptor activity; transmembrane signaling receptor activity; extracellular ligand-gated monoatomic ion channel activity. Gene Ontology annotation, biological process: monoatomic ion transmembrane transport; chemical synaptic transmission; nervous system process.